Molecule: messenger RNA, 960 nt
Organism: Trichomonas vaginalis G3
Lineage: Eukaryota; Parabasalia; Trichomonadida; Trichomonadidae
Product: protein ubiquitination
Exons: 1
Coding region: 1-960 (319 amino acids)
Source: RefSeq, a predicted model, not a curated record
AUGUCAAGUUUUGAGCAAUCAAGAAAUGAAAUUGGAUGCGUUUUUAGGGACAUUAAGCCAAUUGAAGUAUUUGAAUACCCAAAUCAAGCAUCUAAAAUCAUUUGGAGUGUAAAUUCCAAUAAUAUUUUACAAAUAUCUUCACAAAUUAUAGAAUUCAUUACAAAUAACAAAAUAUCUAUUCAAAUGUCGCUUCGCUUGAUUGAUGGUAUUUCACUUGUUCGUGUUAAAGAUAUUAAAAUAUUAACAGAACUUUACCAAAAGAUAUUAAACGAAUUUUCAUGCAUCAUCAAACCAAACAAUGAGAAAUUGGCUACGCUUCUACACUAUAAAGGUUUCAAAUUUGAAAACUUCGAACCUAAAAUGAAAGAAGAAGAAAUUAUGAAUUUAUAUUCAACAGAAUCUCCUUUAUACUAUAUUGCAUGGGAUAAAGUCGAUGAUCUUAAAUCUAAAUUCCCAAAUCUUGAUAUUAAUAAUGUAAUAGAUCAUAAAAUCAUUCCACUUGAUUGUGCAAUUAAAUAUGGAUCAGAACUGUGCUUCAAUUUCUUUAAAAAUUUAGGUGCUGAAUACACUAAUGAAUCGGAAAAAUAUGCAGUUCAAGGCGGAAAUGAGAACAUUUUUAUGCAAAUGAUAGAAGAUGGCAAAUCAUUUAAUAACAUGAUUAGUACAGCAUUGGAUUAUCGGAACUAUGAAAUUGCUGAAUAUCUUAAAUCAAAUUUUGCACAAACUCCAGAUUCAAUAGCAGAAAGCAUGUAUUUCGUAAAUUAUGACGUUGCAUCUUAUUUACUUACUAAUGGAGAAGAUAUUAACAAAUGUUAUAUUCUCUUUCUUUUCCUAUUUAACAUUGAUUUAUUGGAUUCUCUUUCUUUUCAUAUUUAUCAUUGUUUGAUAUUAUUCUCUUUCUUUUCCUAUUUAACAUUGAUUUAUUGGAUUCUCUUUCUUUUCAUAUUUAUCAUUAUUUGA